AUGAGUGGUGUGCAGGGUUCAAAAAGUUCACACCCUCCACCUUCGGAUAAUCAGCUACAAUUAACACAUCUAGAAACCGCCGAUCAAGUGCUACCGCAUCUGAACAAUUCUGAAUCUCAGAAAUCCCCGAGGCCGGAUGUAGAUGCUGGAUUGAUCCUUGACGAGGAGCUAAACAUGUUACUUUCAACUCCACAACUACAGUCGGAUAAACACGACCAAUAUUUCAAAAGCCAGACACAGGAAGAAUCAAUGGAAACUAAGGACCCCUUCAUAUCAAGCUCGAAAACUGUGAGUUCCUCUCAGACGCCACUUUUUCAAGCGUCAACUGGCCUGCAGAGCCGAGACGUUGAGUCAGCAAACGAUGAAUUAAGCUUGACACAAUCAAAAGACAAUAGCAAGAACGGGUUCAAACACAAAUCUGAAAAAUCUAAACAAGCUAGUGUACCACAUGACCAUGUUGUGGAUGAUCUGCAUUCACACUCGCGGGUUUCAGCGUACGCUAGACUUGAUUUUGAAAACAAUGUGUUUUACGUUCAAACAUUACAGGUGGUUUUGGGUAGAAGGUCGAAUGACGAAUUGAUACAACAAGACGUGGAUGUGCACUUAUCCGAAAGAAAAGCCAUCUCGAGAAGGCACGCCAAAAUUUUCUACAAUUUCGGAACGCAAAGAUUCGAAAUCUCUGUUUUGGGGAAAAAUGGAGCUUUUGUCGACGAGACAUUUGUGGAAAAGGGUGUCACCAUCCCCCUCACAGAUGGUGUCAAGAUACAAAUUGGUGAUAUCUCUUUUCAGUUUGUGCUACCUACACCUCCAGCAAAUGAGACGCUAGAUCAACAAAACGGAGGGCCUAAGCAAUUUAAUCCAAGCGAUGCCAUUAAUUUGAAAUCAAACUUGUUUUCGAAAACUCCUGUUCAGAAAGAAACACUAAAGAAUCCGGUAGACUCCGACAGCAAAUUUUCCUUGAGAAAAUUGUCCAUGAGCAGGCGAGAUUCUCUUUUGAAAAUAAGAAGAUUGUCAAAUGCGAGACGUAAAUCGGCCGCAGCAAACGAGGAAUUGAAUGAGUUGUUGAAAGAUCUAGGCGUCACCUCAAUAGAGAAUAUCAAUGAGGAAGAAUCUGAUUUACUUGAUGCGCAAAUCCAAAGUCUUUUGAAUGAAGACAGCGACUUGGGCCUCGGUGGUGACAGUAUGGCCAAUCUUGCUCGCAUGAACGAGUCGGCUAUAGCAGACGAUGAAGAUGAAUUUGACUUAGUCAAAGGAAUAGAACAAGACGCAAAGAUGGAGAGGGAAAUUUUGGAAAUUGAUGUAAGCAUCAACCAGCUUAAUAGAGAGAUUGCUGAGUUGGUGUCUCAAGGAGGUAAUGACAGCCUUAUACUAGAGAAAGAUGAAUUGCGAAAGAGUUUGGAGGAAACCAAGAAGCGGAAAAAGGAACACAUUUCUCAACGAAGGUCAUCCUUUGUAAAGAAUGCUGGACCUUUGCGCUCAACCCCUCUUAUGGGUCGUCCAGCAUCUAUUCAGCCGUCGUCGUCGUCGUCGUCGUCUGCUAUACUUUACAAUAAGCUUGGCCCAUUGGACAAAUCCUUGCAAUAUUUGUCGGGCCCCCACAUGCCACAAAUACCAAUCCCCAAGUUGGAAGCUCCUGUGUUCAUCCUAACUUCGGAGCAAGGUGUUACUCGUACACUACCUCCUCCACGCGUCAUAUCUGUGGGAAAACACUCGCAUCAGUCCCCCUAUUACUAUCCAAAAACUCUUGAGCAGCAAUCGCAAUUUCCCAAACCAAAAGGGAAAAAAAUUAUCCCUCGCAAAACUCCAAAAAGGGUUUAUGCUAUUGAGGAGAUACCCGAACAGUACCGCUCAAAGCCUAAUUUGACAUUCACUUCGAUGACUACCAAUGUUUUGAGUACUGCCGCUGCUGGUAAUGGACUUACUAUAAACGCGACAAUCGAUGCCAUAAAGGAAGUGUAUCCCUAUUUCAAAUAUUGCCCCGAGGGAUGGCAAGCUUCUGUUGCACAUUGUAUCAAAAAUACAAAACUUUUUAAAAGAGUUGCCAAAAGAGGCUAUGAAUGGCUAUACACCAUGGAUGAGUCAUACAGGAACGAAAGAGACACCGUCAAGGCAAAACACAAAGAGUACUUGGAAGCAAUCACGAAAGCGGAGAUUCUUCGCCAACAAGAAAUACGUCAGAGCCAAAGAGCUGAGCAGCAGGAACUCAACAACCAAUUGUAUGUGAAUAGGAAUGUGCAACAGCCUGUUCCGAGACCUGUUCCAACAGCUCAAUACAACCCAGUCAUGCAACCCAAUAUUGGACAGGGUAAACCUCUGCUACAACCAAAAAACCCUCCAAGUCCUACUCUUCAAACUUCUGCGUCGACUACUGAAGACAAAACUCAAAAAUCUUUGGCUUAUUUACGAGCUGAAUUGUUUACCUUGUACAAGUCUCGAAAUGUGGCUUAUGAUAAAGUCACAGCAACUCAACUCAUUACAAAAGCUUUGGCAACGACAAUAGCACAGGUCAAUAAUAUCGGAGCAAAGUCUGGGUGCGGCGACAAUGCGUUGAAUUUUUUAGUAGAGAAGGCACCUCAACAGGUGAGCAAGAUUUUGGACAUUGCUUUGACAAAGUCGAUCAAAGAGCAUGAGGGUCUGUCAGUUUCUGCUUCUGCUAAGAGUACUCCACUGAGAGCCAGUUCUGAACCAAUUUCAUCUCCACCUGGACAACAAUCAGUCGGCACUCCUGUUGGAAAUAGAGGCUCCCCUAUUAGUCAACCACAAGGUGUAUCACUGUCCAUUAGCUACACUAGUGGGGUACGACAGCCGCAGUCUCCCGGAAGCUCUUUUAGUCAAGCUGCAUACAAGUCUCCACCUCCAGCUCCACCUCCAGCUCAAUCUCAAUCUCAAUCUCAAUCUCAUGUCACAAAUUCAGCUUCUGAAGUGGAAAUUAAGUCUAAAACGGAGAGUCUGCCAUCGCCUAAUCGUUCAGUGAAGUCAACGCCAGACCCACCUUUGUCACGGCCACUGUUUGGAAAACCGCCAAACUUGGGUAGACCUGGAUCCUACGCUAGGCCACAAGCAUAUGGAAAACCUCCAGGAGUUGGAAGCAGUCUUUCACGUCCUCCAACGUUUUUAUCCAACAAACCAUCUUUCCACUCAGGGGUAAAAAGAGAGUCAGACACUGAUGACCACAACAAUGGACAGCCAACAAAGAGUACGAAGACGCUGUGGCGAAUAUCAUUAUCUAUAGUCAAUUCCACAACCGAGUACAACCCCAUCAAGUUCAAAUAUAGACAAGAAAUGAACUCGAUAGCCCAAAGGUAUACUAACGCCCAGAACAAUGACGUUUUGAAUGAAAUCAGCUCGAUCAAUGCAUCGCGUUCAUCUCACCAACAACUCAAUUUGGCGCCAUCGAUUGCCGUCCCUCCAAUCUCACAACCAACUGAUUUCUUAAGAGCACACACUGACGACUCAGCCAACCCUGAUUGUAAAAUCAAAAUAGCGCACGGUACAACUACUUUGGCUUUCCGUUUCCAAGGAGGUAUAAUUGUUGCAGUUGAUUCGCGUGCUACUGCAGGUAAUUGGAUAGCAUCACAAACCGUCAACAAAGUCAUCAGGAUCAAUCCACAAUUGUUAGGUACAAUGGCUGGUGGUGCUGCCGAUUGUCAAUUUUGGGAGACUUGGUUGGGUACGCAAUGUAGAUUGCAUGAAUUGAGAGAGAAGGAGAGAAUAUCCGUUGCUGCGGCAUCAAAGAUAUUGAGUAACUUGGUGUAUUCAUACAAAGGGAUGGGAUUGAGUAUGGGAACGAUGGUUUGUGGUCAUACAAAGAAGGAGGGUCCCACUAUAUACUACGUCGAUUCCGAUGGGACUCGUUUGAAAGGUGAUUUGUUCUGUGUCGGUUCAGGUCAAACUUUUGCUUAUGGUGUUUUGGAUUCGGAAUACAAGUGGGAUUUGACAGUUGAAGAAGCAUUGUAUUUGGGAAAGAGGAGUAUUUUAGCAGCUACUCACAGAGAUGCAUAUUCUGGUGGGUCAAUUAAUUUGUACCACGUGAAUGAGGCUGGAUGGACUUAUCACGGUAAUUACAAUGUUGGUGAUUUGUUUUGGGAAGUGAAAGAAAAAGAGCACUCGUUUUCUAGCAAAGCCCAAAACCCUAUGCGUGAGUUGCGUAUCGAGAAAUUAGUCUUGAACAUUUGUGUCGGUGAAUCCGGUGACAGAUUGACCAGAGCCUCUAAGGUUUUAGAACAAUUGUCUGGUCAAACUCCAGUUCAAUCCAAGGCUAGAUACACCGUCAGAACUUUUGGUAUCAGAAGAAACGAAAAGAUUGCUGUUCACGUUACUGUCAGAGGACCAAAAGCUGAAGAAAUCUUGGAAAGAGGAUUGAAAGUUAAGGAAUACCAAUUGAGAAACAAAAACUUUUCAGCUACCGGUAACUUUGGUUUCGGUAUUGACGAACACAUUGACUUGGGUAUCAAGUAUGACCCAUCCAUUGGUAUUUAUGGUAUGGACUUUUAUGUUGUCAUGGGAAGAGCCGGUGCUAGAGUUACCAGAAGAAAGAGAGUCAGAUCCACCAUCGGAAACAACCAUAAAACCAACAAAGAAGACACCAUCCAAUGGUUCAAGACCAAAUACGAUGCUGAUGUUUUGGAUAAAUAA
This is a messenger RNA of Lodderomyces theae, 4635 nucleotides long. Its product is annotated as 60S ribosomal uL5 domain-containing protein. The coding region runs from base 1 to 4635 and encodes 1544 amino acids. The record is from RefSeq and is a predicted model, not a curated record. The transcript is spliced from 3 exons. Gene Ontology annotation, molecular function: sequence-specific DNA binding; structural constituent of ribosome; protein binding. Gene Ontology annotation, cellular component: proteasome core complex; cytosolic large ribosomal subunit; ribosome. Gene Ontology annotation, biological process: regulation of DNA-templated transcription; translation. Lineage: Eukaryota; Fungi; Ascomycota; Pichiomycetes; Serinales; Debaryomycetaceae.